AUGACCGUCGUUGAGUCUACUUCCCACGGCAAAAGUCUCGAAGAUGUUGAACCAGGUAUUCUCCAGGAGAAUUCCAUAAGUCCAGAGGAGAGCCUGGAAGAGACGAAUGAGUUCGACAAGACAGCCAUCAAGACUUUAGUGUGGAAACAGGACCUGCGUAUCGUUCCACUGUCGGCUUUUAUAUAUUUGCUAUGCUAUUUGGACAGGUCGAACAUCGGGAACGCCAGGAUAUUGAACGCGGACACAGACAACGAUCUCUUAUCUGAGACGCAUAUGACAGACCGCCAAUAUACCAUUGCGUUGAUGGUCUUCUUGAUUGCGUAUGCAAUUUUCGAGGUACCUUCCAACUACCUGUUGAAAAAGUUGAGGCCAAGUCGAUGGAUUGCGUUUUUAAUGCUAUCGUGGGGCGCCAUCACCAUGGGUCUUGGGGGCUCUAAAAAUGUUGCUCAAGUGACAGGUAUUCGCUUCAUUCUCGGCGUUGUUGAAGCUGGGCUCUUUCCUGGCCUUGUGUACUAUCUCACCUUCUGGUACCGGGUAUCGGAGAGAUCCAUCCGAGUAGCCCUCAUUCUCGCAUCCGCCACUCUUGCUGGAGCCUUUGGAGGAGCAAUAGCAUACGGAGUAGGCCAUCUGAACAUGUCUCAUGGACUAUCGGCCUGGCGAUGGCUUUUCAUUAUUGAGGGAGCCCCCUCUUGCUUUUCGGCUUUUCUCAUUUUCUUUCUUCUUCCUGAUUACCCCGAGACUGCACAUUGGCUUACUGCCGAGGAAAAACAAUUGGCCAAACAGAGACUACGUCUCGAAGGAUCGCAAGGAAGCGCCAAGGCAAUGACUUGGAAGGAUGCCAAAAGUGUUCUUACAGACUGGCGCCUUUAUGCUCACUAUGCAGUCUAUUUUGGAAUAUCCACCCCAUUUUCUAGCCUUUCAUUAUUCACGCCAUCCAUAACGGCUGGCUUGGGUUAUAAAGGCCUGAAAGCCCAGCUAAUGACUGUGCCACCAUAUGCUGUGGCGUAUGUGGUCACCAUCGCAGUAGCAGGCUCAGCAGACCACUUCAAUGCGCGUGGCAUUCAUUCUGCUGUAUUCGCUUUUAUUGGUGCAAUGGGAUUUCUAGCAUCGGCUGUUCUGCCUCCAGAUGCGUAUCAGGUAUGGUUUGCUCCGAAGAAACGGUCACGCUAUUCUGGCUGA
Messenger RNA from Talaromyces atroroseus, 1179 nucleotides. RefSeq lists its product as hypothetical. Gene Ontology annotation, cellular component: membrane. Gene Ontology annotation, biological process: transmembrane transport. The record is from RefSeq and is a predicted model, not a curated record. NCBI's taxonomy places the organism in Eukaryota, Fungi, Ascomycota, Eurotiomycetes, Eurotiales, Trichocomaceae. Gene Ontology annotation, molecular function: transmembrane transporter activity. Bases 1 to 1179 code for a protein of 392 amino acids. The transcript is spliced from 7 exons.